Messenger RNA from Plasmodium gallinaceum, 702 nucleotides. It is a transcript of the gene IspF, whose product is annotated as 2C-methyl-D-erythritol 2,4-cyclodiphosphate synthase, putative. Gene Ontology annotation, biological process: terpenoid biosynthetic process. The record is from RefSeq and is a predicted model, not a curated record. The transcript has 2 exons. The coding region runs from base 1 to 702 and encodes 233 amino acids. Gene Ontology annotation, molecular function: 2-C-methyl-D-erythritol 2,4-cyclodiphosphate synthase activity. NCBI's taxonomy places the organism in Eukaryota, Apicomplexa, Aconoidasida, Haemosporida, Plasmodiidae.
AUGUUUUUAAAAAUAUAUACAUAUAUUAUACUUAUAUAUUUCAUUUUAUUAAAAUUAUCGGAAGAAAAAAAUUAUAUAAAAAAAAAUAUCUUUAAUUAUUUGUUUUUAAAUCCAACAUUUAAAAAAAAUACAUAUAAAAAAAAAAAAUUAGAAAUAUUUUAUAAUGGUAUAAGAAUUGGUCAAGGAUAUGACAUUCACCAAAUAAAAGUUUGUGAUGAAAAUAAUGAAAUAUAUAAAAAUAUAUAUACUGAAUUAAAAGAUGGACAAAAUUUUAAAAAGCUGACAAUUGGUGGUGUUAAAAUACCCAAUAUUUGUGUUUUAGCUCACAGUGAUGGUGAUAUAAUAUUUCAUUCAUUAGUUGAUUCUAUAUUGGGUGGCUUAAAUUAUUUUGAUAUAGGAACGUUGUUUUCUGAUAAAAAUGAAAAAAAUAAAGAUAAAAAUUCUUCCUCUUUUUUAAGAUAUACUAGACUAUUAUUACAUAAAAAAAAUUAUAAGAUUGGAAAUAUAGAUAUUAAUGUAAUAGCAGAAGUACCCAAAAUAUUCCUUAUUAAAAAUCAAAUAAUAAAAAAUAUAUCUUCUCUGUUAAGUAUUGACGAAUCACAAAUUAGUAUUAAAGGUAAGACACAUGAAAAAUUAGGAGUAAUUGGAGAGAAAAAGGCAAUAGAAUGUUUUUCUAAUGUUUUAUUAAUACCAAAGGAUUAA